Molecule: messenger RNA, 9601 nt
Organism: Ctenopharyngodon idella (grass carp)
Lineage: Eukaryota; Metazoa; Chordata; Actinopteri; Cypriniformes; Xenocyprididae
Gene: mical3a
Product: microtubule associated monooxygenase, calponin and LIM domain containing 3a
Exons: 47
Coding region: 526-7950 (2474 amino acids)
Molecular function (GO): protein binding; FAD binding
Source: RefSeq, a predicted model, not a curated record
AUGUUCUUUCUUAACCGCCGUGCUCUUUCAGUGAAAUACAGAGGAUUAAAUUAAACGUAAACGCGGAGUUAUACUUUAUUUCCUUGCGGACUAUUAUCAUUUUAUACGUGCCUGUUUACUCCUUAGAAAAAAAUUCACGUAGGAUUUGUUUUCCUCCCCCUUCUGCUUAAUGGUGUGGGAUCCUCCUUUUCUCUCUCAUUAGCGCCUUUCUGGUGCUGCAGUAUGAACGGACACACACAGCCAGGCGGAUUGAACUAGUACUUGCGUAUUUCGGUUAAAAUGUUUUACGCUGGUGUGGGAUUUUGGACACGACUUCAAGCCGGACACGUGGAAUAAUAAACAUGUCAUUGUUUUGAAAUCAGUUCUGGGGAAGUGCACAGGCAAACGCGUGUCCUUGUUUAUUGUAGGAUCCAUGAAAUAAAGGGUGAAAAUGACCUAUGGCGGAAGUUGAAUCAAAAACAGACAGACUCUGAGUGAGCUGGACGGGGCUUGUCCCAUAAUCCCUGCUUAUCGGGUCAAGGGACCAUGGGAGAUGGAGGCAUCAAUGCGGUGGGAGAAGGGGUGAAUCAGUCCCAUGUGCUCUUUGACCGCUUCGUCCAGGCCACCACCUGCAAAGGCACUCUCAAGGCUUUUCAAGAGCUUUGUGACUUCCUGGAACUCAAGCCCAAUGAAUACCGUGUGUUCUACCACAAACUCAAGUCCAAGCUCAACUACUGGAAAGCCAAAGCUCUCUGGGCCAAGUUAGACAAGCGCGCCAGCCACAAAGAAUACAAAAAAGGAAGGGCCUGUGCCAAUGCCAAGUGUCUGAUCAUUGGAGCUGGACCAUGUGGUUUACGUACAGCCAUAGAGCUGGGCUUUCUUGGAGCCAAGGUGGUUUUGUUGGAGAAGAGGGAUGCAUUCUCCCGAAACAAUGUGCUCCAUCUUUGGCCCUUCACAAUUCAGGAUCUGAGGGGUCUUGGAGCCAAGAAGUUUUAUGGCAAGUUUUGUGCUGGAGCCAUCGACCAUAUCAGUAUUCGCCAAUUGCAGCUGAUGCUCUUGAAGGUAGCUCUUCUCCUUGGCAUCGAAAUCCAUGUAAAUGUGGAGUUCAAAGGCCUCAUUGAGCCACCAGAAGACCAAGAGAAUGAGAGAAUUGGGUGGAGAGCCGAGGUCCACCCCAGAACACAUCCAGUCAAUGAGCUAGAGUUUGAUGUCAUAAUUGGGGCUGAUGGGAGGAGAAACACGCUGUCAGGGUUCAGGAGGAAGGAGUUCAGGGGCAAACUGGCUAUCGCUAUCACAGCAAACUUCAUUAACCGCAACACGACUGCAGAAGCAAAGGUGGAAGAGAUCAGUGGAGUAGCCUUCAUCUUCAACCAGAAGUUCUUCCAGGACCUUAGAGAAGCCACAGGAAUUGACCUGGAAAACAUUGUCUACUAUAAGGAUGACACACACUACUUUGUAAUGACUGCCAAAAAGCAGAGCCUGCUGGAGAAGGGUGUCAUUCUACAUGACUAUGCCGACACAGAAAUGCUGCUCUCCAGGGCCAAUGUUGACCAGAAGGCUCUGCUCUCCUAUGCUAGAGAGGCAGCAGAUUUCUCUACCAAUCAUCAGCUUCCUAAGCUGGACUUUGCCAUCAACCACUACGGCCAACCUGAUGUCGCCAUGUUUGACUUCACCUGUAUGUAUGCCUCUGAAAACGCAGCACUCGUCCGGCAGCGCAACGGCCAUAAGCUGCUAGUAGCCCUGGUGGGGGACAGCCUUCUAGAGCCAUUUUGGCCAAUGGGCACUGGAAUAGCAAGAGGUUUCUUGGCAGCCAUGGAUUCAGCAUGGAUGGUGCGAAGUUGGGCUCAUGGAAGCUCCCCUCUGGAGGUCCUGGCUGAACGGGAAAGUAUCUAUCGACUGCUGCCACAGACGACACCAGAAAAUGUGAGUAAGAACUUUAGCCAGUACAGCGUUGACCCAACUACACGGUACCCCAACAUCAGCCUUCACCAAGUGAGACCCAACCAGGUACGGCAUCUGUUGGACACCGGAGAAACCAGGGAUUUGCGCGUUGACAUGGAGAAUGUGGUCAACUCUUCAACUCCUAAGCUCACAAGAAAUGAAAUUCUGCUUGAGAAGCAAUUGCAAGAGUCCAUUGUGCGCUCCAGUAAGCUGCUUAACUGGUGUCAGAGGCAGACGGAGGGAUACCGAGGUGUCAGUGUGUCUGAUCUCACCACGUCCUGGAAGAGUGGCUUGGCGCUGUGCGCGCUCAUCCACAGAUACAGACCAGACCUCAUUGACUUUGACUCGCUGGAUGAGAAAGACGUGGAGAAGAACAACCAGUUGGCUUUUGACGUGGCAGAAAAGGAGUUUGGAAUUUCUCCCAUCAUGACCGGGAAGGAGAUGUCUGGUGUGGUGGAGCCUGACAAGCUCUCCAUGGUGAUGUACCUCAGCCAGUUCUAUGAAAUGUUCAAGGACACUGUGCCACCUGGUGAAAACCACAAUCUGAGCCCUGAGGAGAAGGCUGCGUUGAUUGCCAGCACUAAAUCACCCAUCUCAUUCUUCAGUAAACUGGGUCAAAGCAUCGCCAUCUCCCGCAAACGAAACCCCAAGGAUAAAAAAGAAAAGGAACUGGAUGUACAAGGGAAAAGACGAAAGACCAGCCAGACUGGACAGUCAGAGGAUGAGGAGCUGCAGAGGGUUAAUCGAGACGAAAGGCCCUCUAUAGCUACAGCUCUGGCGGAACGUAAAAUUGACUCGGCUGCAGCAGCAAACAACAACAACAAAGUGAAGUCAAUGGCCACACAGCUCCUAGCAAAGUUUGAGGAGAACGCUCCGACGCAGUCUACCGGACUCAAACGACAGGGGGACUCUAUGCCUAAUCUGGGGCUCCUACUGACCCCCUCUCCGCCUGCUCCCUCUCUGAAAGAGUCAGUGCGACUAGCUUCAGUCCCUGCAUGGAGGAAGGCCAGCAGCGGGACUGAGGUCUUGAGGAGCUGCCCUAAGAAAACCAUUCUCCUUUCUUCUUCCUCACCCUCAUCUUCCUCAUUCUCUUCAUCGUUUCUUCCACACACACAGGAAGAUAACCUGCCUAAUGUGGACAAGCCAGAGCCCAUACAUAUCCCUAGCAUUCAAGAGCGAGCUGAGACUUUAGUCUCUAGAUUUAAAGGCAAGCCUGACAGGAAGGACAAGCCACAGGUUAUGAAAAAGCCAUCACGGUUCUUUAUUGAGCAGUGGCUUUUGACCCACGGCCUCAGCCCUGAGCAACCCCUCUUUCCUUCUGACCCCCAGCAUCACAGCAGAAGGCAGACUUUGCAUUCUGAUGAUCACGUGCCUUUACACAUUCCCAGCAUUCAGGAGCGAGCUGAGAGGUUAGCCUCUCAGUUUAAAGACAAACCAGCAAAGCCAAAGUCUAAGAAAAAGUCAUCACGCUUCUUCACAGAGCAGUGGCACAGAGCGCGUGAUGUGAGCUCUGAUAGUCCUCUGCUUUCCCCCGGCUCUUUCCGGCAGCACUAUGUAAAGAUGUACACAGGGGGUGUGAGCUCACUGGCUGAGCAAAUAGCCAAUCAGCUUCAGGCAAAGGACGACCCCAGGCCCUUGCUUGAGAAAAGGGAUUUGGGUUCCUUGCGAAAGGAGUUUCCUCAGAACAUCGGUGGCAGUGAUGUGUGUUUCUUCUGUCGGAAGCGCGUCUAUGUGAUGGAGCGUCUCAGCGCGGAAGGAAAGUUUUUCCACCGCAGCUGCUUCAAGUGCGACUACUGCGGCACCACCCUCCGCCUGUCCUCGUAUGCCUUCGAUGUUGAGGAUGGGAAGUUUUACUGUAAACCGCACUACUGCUACCGACUUUCUGGUCUGGCACAGAGAAAACGGCCUGCGCCUGCUGCUGCUCCCUUAAACCCCAAGGAGCCCCAGGUGUUGGCGGUAACCCCCAACACAGUGGACGCCCCAGGCCAAGCCAUAACUUCUCAGGCCCCUGCGGAACGCCGGCCCUCAGUGACAGAGGUGAACGGAGUUACGGAGCCCAGCAUGGCCAAACGUCUUAAAGGGACUCCAGAAAGGAUAGAGCUGGAAAACUACCGUCUAUCUAUGAUGAGAGAGGAGGAGCUGGAGGAGGUGCCUGAGGAGACACAGGCCGAGCACAACCUCAGCAGUGUGCUGGACAAAGCCACCGACGUUGAGGAGGGAUCCAGCAGCUCAGAGUCUGAUAUGGAGGAAGAGGAUGAAGAACCAGAAGCUGCUGGCCCGUCCGAUCUGGGUGGGGUGCCCUGGAAGGAGGCAGUAGAGCUCCACGCUAAACUAAAGGGAGAUAGCGACCCUGGCGCAGCUGAAGACGAUGAUGGCCUUCAUGGAGAGAUGGACGAGUAUGAAGAGGAGGAGGAGGAAGAGGAGGAGGAUGAAGACGAGGAGGAGGAAGAGGAGGAAUCGAGUGAUGCGGGAGAGUAUUUGCCUUGGGAGAGGGAGCUUCAGUCAGGUCUUUGGUUGGAGAGUCUCGCAAAUGAAGAGGAUACGGGUAUAUUUAAAGCUAGAAACCUGCACAUCCAGCAAGCUAUUCAUCCAGUAGACCCUCUGGACAUCCAGAUGGACAAACACUGGACAUCCAAACAGGCUGAAGGGGUGGUGGAGGGCCCCUCGCUCUCACCCUUAGGCUCCCAGCCCUCGCUGAACACCCAGCUCACACAGCCCACCUCUUCCACAGCCCCCUCCCACAAAUCCAUGCGUCAUGAGGCUGUCAGAGCCUGGUUGGACUCGAUGUCUGAAGAGCCCUGUGAAGAGGAUGAUGACGCAGAAGCGGGCAGUCCUGACUUUGAGCCGGGCACUGAAAUAGAUCAAGAGGACAUUCCCUCAGAUGCAGAGGCUGAAGCCCGUUCACAUUGCAUAGAUGAAGUGGUGAUGCUUCCCCUGGAUAAUGGCAAACCAGAGAGCCAGGGACAUGUUUUCAACACUGAGAAAACAUCUGCAAAUCCAAGGGAAUUGAUUGUGGACGUUGUGCUGUCUCCAAUCCAAAAACCUGCUUUACCCAUUGAGGAGGUGAAAGAAGUUUCUCCUGUAAUACUAGUCAAAUCUCCUGGUGCACGUUUCUUCCCUGAUCCCUUUCUACCUGAUAAUGCCAAACUGGACAUUCCCCCACCUCAGAGUCCUGAUGCUAAAAGACCUCAUUCUCCUGUUGCUCAAAUUGUUGCACUAUCGCCCAUCUGCUCCCAACCUGUUCCACAGCCAGAGACGGUGUCUCCCAAAUCACCUGUCCAGCCCCAGCCUUGUGCUUGUUCUCCAACAGGUAAUCCUUUAUCUCCAAUAUGUACCCAAUCACAACCCUGCCAUGAGCCACCCUCACCCCUCUCCUCAAGCUCCCCUGUAAGAACUCAGCCAGUCCCAGCAGUCACUUCCACUCCUUUGGCUAAACCUGCUUCUGAGAACCGAACCGAUGAAUCCUUGAAUGAUCCAGCACCCGAGGAAACCACUGUCAAGAAAACAGACCUCAUUGAGGAGUUCUGGUUGAAGAGCGCAGAGAUCAGAAAAAGUUUAGGACUCACGCCUCUGGAUCGAAGCAGAACAACAGUGGAUAAGAGCAUUGUGAAAACUCCAACGCCUGAAUCAUCAUCUCCCAGGUCUUAUACCCCAGAGGACUUGUCUGAAGAGCAGAAGCCUACUUUCGCGGGCCGUUCUAUCAUACGCAGGAUCAACAUUACUUUAGAAGGUCAGGUUAUAUAUCCGGUGGAACCAAAGAGUAAUGGUUCUGAGAAGAAGGACUUGAGCAGCAGUUCAGGGUUGGGUCUUAAUGGAAGCGUGACCACCAGUCAGACAGCAACUAGUGACAGCUACAACAACUCUGAUUCUACCAUGCUCACACCUCCUUCCAGUCCCCCACCACCUCCACCUAAUGAAGAGCCAGCUGCUCUCCAAAACAAAAGGCCUCAGGCUUCCUGGGACAACCUCCUUGAAGACACAGAGGAACCCAAAUCUGAGACUACGCCUCCUAAACCUAAGACUCCAGUUAGUCCCCCUCAACCAAAACCAGUCAUGGCUCCAGUGCCGACCCCUAGAACUAACCCACCUGUUGUGAUGAGGGUAAAGGAACAGAAUAAACCACGGCGCGAAGAAGUGAGGAAAUCUUUUGUGGAGUGCGUAGACGAGAUACCAUUUGCCGACGACGUUGAAGACACGUACGAUGAUCGCACUCCAGACACAAGUGGUCUGGAAAAAUUUUACACCCCUCCAACCAGCAAGGUCAACCGGGACAAGCCUCCUUUCCACCUGGCACUGGCAAUGGAAAACGGCAAGCCCAACAUUACUGGAGGGGUUUCUCGGACAGGAAAGAGUCCCCAACAAUUUUCUCCUGAAGCCAAGGAAAUCGCAGAAGAGCGAAUGAGGGCACGGGAAAAGUCUGUGAAAAGCCAAGCUCUGAAAGAUGCCAUGGCCAAGCAGCUUAGUAAGAUGAAAGAAUCAGAGGCUGCCAAGGGUGCUGUGGCAAAAGUAGCCUGGAAUGUUCCAGAGACCACAGGAAAAAACAAAAAGCAAAUAAACUCUCCCAAGGACUCUGCGGUGAAGGCCUUGGAGUCCAAAAAGCAGACAGACACACUCCCUGACCGUUUCUUAACUACACCAGCCAAUAAGACCAUGGACAGUUCUGUCACAUCUUCAGAGAGCUCCACAGGAGGUAAGAGCAAGAAACGCAGCUCACUGUUUUCUCCACGCAAGAACAAAAAGGAAAAGAAAGCCAAAAAUGAGAGACUAUCUGGCACAGAGGAAACACCACCCAAGCACAAGUCCCUGUGGAAGGCUGUAUUCUCUGGCUAUAAGAAGGACAAAAAGAAGAAAGAUGACAAGUCAUGCCCAAGCACACCCUCAAGCUCUACAACUGUAGACUCAGGGAAGAAGAAAGAAUCACCUCUGGACAGGUCCUCAGAUUUACGUCUGAGGAGAAAUCUCAGCUUUUCUGAGGACUCUGAUCUCUCCUGUGACGAUGUUCUGGAAAGAUCAUCUCAGAAGUCCAAGGGUGAUCGCCAUGUGGACCUGUUUGACUUGGUGUCAGAUUUGAAAAAAGAGACGAUUAAAGAUGAAAAAUCCAAAGAGAAGGUUAAGGACAGGGCUAUGGAAAAAGGAAGAGUUACAGAAAAGGGCAAGGAAAGGUCAAAAGAGAGGGAGAAUGAACGAAGAGUCAAAGAAAAGAGGGUGAAAAUGAAAGAUAUGGAACAGGAGAAAGGAAAAGAGGAAGAGUCUGUUUAUGUACCUCAUGCAUUGGCGUUCAAGAGAUCGUAUGCCACAAAGAAGACGUACACUGAGGAGGAACUCAAUGCCAAACUGACAAGAAGAGUACAAAAAGCUGCACGGAGGCAGGCCAAGCAAGAGGAGCUCAAGAGACUCCAUAGAGCCCAGAUCAUUCAGAGGCAACUGGAGCAGGUGGAAGAGAAACAGAGGCAGUUAGAGGAGAGAGGCGUCGCGGUGGAAAAGGCGCUGCGAGGGGAAGCAGGGUUGUAUAAAGGUUCUAGUGUUAGUCCAAAACAGCGUAAGAGACGCUCAGACUAUUGGGGAGAGUCUAAUUACAGUGAGAUCCUGGAUUUGCAUCUGGGCGUUGAGCCCUAUGUCGGGAUCCCUCGCCGAAGAGCCCUGUACCUCUGCCCCUGCUGUGCCCCUAAAGGAAUGGGUAAAAAGGACGAUCCAAAGCUGAUGCAGGAAUGGUUUAAACUGGUCCAGGAGAAGAAUGCCUUGGUGCGCUAUGAAUCGGAGCUGAUGAUAUUUGCUCGUGAGCUGGAGUUGGAGGACAGACAGAGUCGACUGCAACAGGAACUACGAGAACGCAUGGCAGUAGAUGACCAUCUGAAGACUGAGGAAGAGCUGGCAGAGGAGAAACAGAUUCUGAAUGAGAUGUUAGAAGUAGUCGAACAAAGAGAUUCUCUAGUGGCCCUUCUGGAGGAGCAGAGACUCAGGGAGAAAGAGGAGGAUAAAGACCUGGAGGCAGUGAUGCUCUCCAAAGGAUUCAGCCUCAACUGGGCUUAACAUAACAACUGUGACAUGGUUCUGACCGCCAGCGUUUCCCAGUUCCACCGCAGGGAAUGUAAAAAAUUGCAGAAAGAAUCGGUCUGUCUCCCCCUUCGUUUUUUUUUUUUUGGGGCAUGUCAACAACGUUUACAAAUCCACUCAUGAGCACGAUGAUGUUUACGAGUUCUCCUGGCACGACUCGGGGCAUUUUGUCCCUCAGCCGCCAAGGCAUUGGUUCCAUCCAAGACGUUUUCUCAGUCAGAAUGAGAGAAUGCAUCAAUUUGGGGAAUUUUUAUUUUGGUCUUGAAAAGGGACAUAUCAAUCCUGCUGAUGUUGAGGAAGUCUGAGACUAAUGAUCCUACAUAAAGCCAGUCUUGUUAUUCAGAGAAUGUCUGGUCAAUCAACUGUUACGUUUUCAGUGACAAGGCAUUUGGACUUGAUUUCCUAUAAUACAUUUUCUACCUUGACUACUGACUGAAAAAGUUCAGCUGUUUCUUUCCAAUCGCACUCCUCUCCCGUUUAAUAUAACGCACUAUAAUCAUCAGACCUCCAUGCAACAGAUGAAUGAAAUCUUUAGGUGUGGUUCACAUAUAAGCAUGUGAUGGACUUCUGUAGUUGUCACGGAACACCCUCAGCGACCGGCACGUGUUUGUAGCAUUGACAAUUGUGAAAUCUUCGAAUUCGUCAGUAGCCACCUGUUAUUACAGAUAUUGGUGUACGCUGGGAGCGAAAAGUUCUCAAUGUUACGUACUUCACUGAUGUUGGUUUCCAUUUGUCCAUUUGAGUGGGGUUACCACACAUAUAUCCUAAACACAGUUUACAAUCAUUUAUCAUCCAUGAAUAUCUGAUACUUGUACUAUAGUUUACAUAAAGCAGUGGAGUAUAUAUUAGUAUAUAAACUUCCUCAAUGCAGAUAGUUCAUAAGAAUAUAUAUACACACAAUAUAUACAAUCAAAUGCAUUAUGCAUUUUGUUGGUUUGUCAGUGGUUUCAAAAACAGUUAAGGCACCCACAGCUUUUCUGACUUUAUUUAGUAUCAAAUCAGAUGGUGCCCAUUUUCACAUUUAAUUAUCUGCCACCAAGUUUUGGUGUUAUAUUUUCCACUUUUUCCAGGUUUGGAGCAACAUGCCUUUUUUAACUUUUCAUGCAACGGCUCUUCACAACCACAGAGUUAAUUUAUGUUUGCAGAGUGUGUUAUUUAUAAUUGUCUUUGUAAAUUUUUAUAUCACAUGAAAACGUUCCAGCACUGUCGACCGACACCAGUGCUGAUUAACAGCAGGAGCUCGUAGUAGUCAUGCUCAAUUUGGAACAGGAAACAUCGAUAUUGCAAAUGAACAUGCCUUUUUCCUAAGUGUACAUUUCAUUUUAGUCACUGUUAAGCUGUAUAGAUGGGCACAGAUUUUUUUUUUGUUUUUUUUUUUUGUUUGACUUGUAAGUACAGAUAACUGUGAAUGACAACACAUGGUCAACGAUAGUUAUUUAGACUGUAAAAUGUUUGACAGAUUUUAUGGUAUUUAUUAACGUGUGAAAAAAUGUAUUAUAUGUAAAGUAAAUCAAUCCUAAUUUUUAAAAAAAUAUGUUGGGUCUUGAAAAUGCUUUAUGUUGCUAAUUUGCAUAUAGAGUGUUGGAUGUAUGCAGAGGCAAUAAACAAUGCAGUUGUUGCAAAUGAA